CGCACAGAAAAACAAAAAAAAAAAAUAAUUGAAGAAAAAAAGAACUAUACUGAAAUUCGUCUUUUCUGCGGAGUCUACAACGGAGCUGUUGUUGCAGAAGAAACGAAGCAAAAGGGCACUAUUGUCCACUUUUGCAAAUUCCGAAACGGCGUCGUUUGUGUCGGUUCUUCCUCCAGUGAUGGUCGACGAAAAAUCCCCCUCUACUGUCAUCGGCAAUAGAGAUCGAGAGCUUCUCAUCCCUGUCUCUGAUUCCGUCACCGAUGCUUCCAAGCCAUCUUCCUCCUCCGUUAAUCAUGCUGGUCGCGAGACUUUUUCCAUAGUUGUUAGGAGCUGGGCAUCAAAGAAGUUCAUGACCGGAUGUGUCAUUCUUUUUCCGAUUGCAAUCACCUUCUACAUUACCUGGUGGUUCAUUCAUUUCGUGGAUGGGUUUUUUUCUCCAAUCUAUGCUCAACUUGGAAUCAAUAUCUUUGGUCUUGGAUUCAUAACUUCCAUAACCUUCAUCUUCUUGAUUGGGGUUUUCAUGUCAUCAUGGUUGGGUGCAUCUGUCCUCGGACUUGGGGAGUGGUUUAUCAAGCGAAUGCCUCUUGUUCGUCAUAUCUAUAAUGCCUCUAAGCAGAUUAGUGCUGCUAUAUCACCAGAUCAAAAUUCACAAGCCUUUAAAGAAGUAGCCAUCAUUCGACAUCCACGUGUGGGUGAAUAUGCAUUGGGAUUCAUCACCUCGUCUGUUGUCCUUCAGACUUAUUCAGGAGAUGAGGAGUUAUGCUGUGUCUAUGUUCCCACAAACCAUCUUUAUAUUGGUGAUAUAUUUCUUGUCAACACCAAGGAUGUCCUUAGGCCAAACUUAUCAGUCCGGGAAGGAAUUGAAAUUGUCGUUUCUGGAGGCAUGUCAAUGCCGCAGGUCCUAUCAACACUUGAUUCACAUGUUCCGGUGCAAAUAAGUAGACCGGAUAGAACUCUUCAAAACAGUAGACCUGAUAGAAGAUGAAAGUUAAAGGUACAGUAGUUGUUCGUUUAACAUCUUAUUUCAUAUGGAGAUAUCAGAAAGGCAGCGCAAGAAAUGUGUUGCAAAUACAGGCAUGGAAUUUACAUGUUGAUCUGUGAGCAAGUGUUAGAUCUAUAGAUUAUGAUGUUAUGUGUAACAUUCAUAUGUGCAAUAGAAUGUAGAAUUUAGUGUUUGUUUGAAAAUAUAGUUUGGGUGAUGAUACAGGAUUACAACAUUCUAUUUUGGUAGGGGUCUUAAAUUUUCUACUUGUGCAUAUUAUGGCAGUCUCUGCUCGUUAUAGAGAUUCAAUUUUGUAGUGCUGACUACUUGCUUUCGGCUUAAUAUAUGGUGUUUCUAAGUUUUCAA
Molecule: messenger RNA, 1348 nt
Organism: Trifolium pratense (red clover)
Lineage: Eukaryota; Viridiplantae; Streptophyta; Magnoliopsida; Fabales; Fabaceae
Product: protein LIKE COV 1-like
Exons: 7
Coding region: 179-985 (268 amino acids)
Biological process (GO): stem vascular tissue pattern formation
Cellular component (GO): Golgi apparatus
Source: RefSeq, a predicted model, not a curated record